CUCCCCAUACUGAGCGGCCAUGUCGGUGCUCGGCCCCGCCCCCAGCAGCGCCGACGCCUGUCUCAGCAUCGUCCACAGCCUGAUGUGCCACCGGCAGGGCGGCGAGAACGAGGGCUUCGCCAAGCGCGCCAUCGAGAGCCUGGUGAAGAAGCUGAAGGAGAAGAAGGACGAGCUGGACUCGCUCAUCACCGCCGUCACGUCCAACGGCGUCCACCCCAGCAAGUGCGUCACCAUCCAGAGGACGCUGGACGGCCGGCUGCAGGUAGCGGGCAGGAAGGGCUUCCCCCAUGUGAUCUACGCCCGGCUGUGGCGUUGGCCCGACCUGCACAAGAAUGAGCUGAAGCACGCCAAGUUCUGCCGCUUCGCCUUCGACCUCAAGUAUGACAGUGUUUGUGUGAACCCAUACCACUACGAGAGGGUGGCGGCACCCACCUGCACAGGUCCUCAGGCAGUGAUCAAGGAGGAGUUCCUGCAAGACUGCCUGCAGCUGGACCUGCCUCCCCCCUCUGACCCGUACGCCCAGCCCCACCCCCUCACCAUGUAUCCCAGCAUGCCUCUGUCUCCGCCAGGUCCGAUGUCCAUGACGCCCACUGCUCUGGGCGCAUCCGAGGCUCCGGAAGGCCCCGCCCUCCUGCAGGUGGCCCCGCCCCCUCAGCCAGAGGGCUGUGCCUCACCCCCCCUGACCCCUCAGUCCGCCACGCCGGCCCCCGCCCAGCAGAGCCCUGAGUACAGUGGACGCCCACAUCCAGUCAGCUGGUCAAGUAACAGCCCUGCCCCCUACACACCUGCAGGACAUCAGCACAUUGGGCAGAGCCACACUCAGCAGACGCCGUUCCAUCAUCAUCAACACACACCCAACACUCACUUCUGGUCGCAGCAUCACAGCACUCCUCCUUACCCACAACCGGUCUCCAACCAUCCAGGUCCAGAGUUCUGGUGCUCCAUCUCCUACUUUGAGCUGGACGUUCAGGUGGGAGAGAUGUUCAAGGUCCAGUCCAGCUGUCCCCUGGUGACGGUGGACGGCUAUGUGGAUCCUUCAGGCGGGGAUCGGUUCUGUCUGGGACAGCUGAGCAAUGUCCACCGGACUGCAGCCAGCCACCGCGCCAGGCUCCAUAUCGGGCGGGGUGUCCAGCUCGAAUGUCGGGGGGAAGGGGACGUCUGGAUGCGCUGCCUUAGUGACCACUCCGUCUUCAUCCAGAGUUAUUACCUGGACCGGGAGGCGGGCCGAGCCCCAGGUGACGGGGUUCACAAGAUCUACCCUGGAGCUUACAUCAAGGUGUUUGACUUACGCCAGUGCCACAGGCAGAUGCAGCAGCAGGCAGCGGCGGCGCAGGCGGCAGCACAGACCCAGGCGGCUGCGGAUGUCGGGGCUAUGCCAGGACCCCACAGCCGGGGAGGAAUCGCACCUGCACUCAGUGUGUGCCCUGCAGCAGGUCCAGGUGUAGAUGACCUGCGCAGGCUGUGCAUUGUGAGGCUGAGCUUCGUCAAAGGCUGGGGGUGCGACUACCCGAGGCAGAGCAUCAAGGACACCCCCUGCUGGAUGGAGGUGCACCUGCACCGGGCGCUGCAGCUGCUCGACCAGGUGCUGCACACGCUGCCACCUCGAGAAAACGCCCUCUGACCUGAACACACCUGACUCCCGUCACCCCCGACAACCUCCGUUCCUCUGAGAGACGCAGAGCUACGGCCUUGUUUCCAUGGUAACAACCUCCAAGAGUCACUCCAGGCAGAGAUCUGGGAUCAGAAUCAGGAAGACUGACUUCAGAUCAGCUGAAACCAAAAACCAUAAAGUUCAUCUAUUUAUUUCUAUUGAUUACCUACCAAAGAUUAAUUUCUAAGUGAUGACAUUAUUUCCUAUUUGGUUGUUUAACCAACCAUGUUUUUUUUUCUUUUUACAGCUUUUUAUUCCAUUUUAAAGUGUUUUCUACAGAAAGCUUCAAUAACUCUGUAGCUGCUGUCUGUUCUCAUUACAAUAAACAUUCCUGUCCUGUA
This is a messenger RNA of Poeciliopsis prolifica (blackstripe livebearer), 1992 nucleotides long. Its product is annotated as mothers against decapentaplegic homolog 4-like. Gene Ontology annotation, molecular function: RNA polymerase II cis-regulatory region sequence-specific DNA binding; I-SMAD binding; DNA-binding transcription factor activity, RNA polymerase II-specific. The transcript has 10 exons. Gene Ontology annotation, biological process: transforming growth factor beta receptor signaling pathway; BMP signaling pathway; cell differentiation. Gene Ontology annotation, cellular component: heteromeric SMAD protein complex. The record is from RefSeq and is a predicted model, not a curated record. NCBI's taxonomy places the organism in Eukaryota, Metazoa, Chordata, Actinopteri, Cyprinodontiformes, Poeciliidae. The coding region runs from base 20 to 1621 and encodes 533 amino acids.